AUGAAAUCAUUAAAAGGAUCUCGAUUUGUGGAUGUAAAACAAAAUAUCUAUAAACAUUUUGCUUCAAAAGGUUGUCUACUGGAUAAAUCUAUCUUUAAAAUAGCAAUUUAUAUGUUAUGUCACAAAACCUAUCUGGAUCCUAGAAUAGAAGCGUACUAUGAUGGAUAUUCAUGUUGUUAGUAAAUUGUUGUAUCCCCAAAACUUUGAAACGCAGUUAUUUUUUACUGCAAUCGUCGUUUUGGAUUUAUAAACCUUUACUUUUUAUCAAAAUUAAAACCACGAAAAAUUGGCUUUACGCAUUCUUGCGAGUUUCUUCACAGGAAUACUAAAGCUGACUUUUUUUGAUUUUAAUAUUUCAAGAGGAAACAAGAAAGCAGUACAUGUGCAUUUUUUAUUUCAAGAGGAAACAAGAAAGCAGCAUUUCGGGGGUUUUGCUUAUUUUACAACAGAACCGUCAAAGCGCUGCUUUCUUUUAAUAACGUGAAAUCUAUGAAAUUCAACUUUUUCGAGAUCCCCUGCAUUUUUUAGGGGUUAUCAAAAAAGUUACCUUUUUUACAUUUCAUAACCAUGUCUGGAGUUUAUUAAGUAUGUUUUACUUGAGAUUUUGAAGAUAUAUUUGAUAUUUACAUCAAAUAUAUCUUCUUCAUCUCACGUAAACAUUCCAUUACCAUAUAUGAAAUAUUACAGACAUCCCUGCAUUUCUUCACACCAUGUCAAUUUAUUUUAGCGUCUUAAGAUAUUCUCGAUUUAUUUGGUAAUAUCUUGAGGCGGUUAAAUAAACUUGAACAUUCCAUGACCAUAUUUGGAGUAUGUUUACUCGAGAUUCUGAAGAUAUAUUUGAUAUUUUCAUGAAAUAUCUCUUCAGAAUCUUUAGUAAACAUUCCAAUACCAUAUUUGAAAUAUUACAGACAUCCCUGUAUUAACGUUUGCAUCGGGUGAAAAAAGAAUUGGAAUUGACCCGGUUCUUGCGUGGGUCAACGGGCAGCUGGUAAAAAUUAUUUCCGUCUAUGGCUCUGAAGAAACCAGAAUGUUCUAUGGUUUUUGCGAUAUCUGUGGUGCUCAACCCUAUGGUAUUGAAAAAUGUGAUGAAAAAAUACACAAAAUAAAUAGUAUACAAAACGAAAUCGGUGUUCUACGCAAAAAAGCAGAAUUACUAGAAGAAGAUUGUCAAAAAGAAGUAACCCGAGAUGAUCUGGAUAAAGAAAUCGAUCUAUUGAAAAAUAUUCUAAAAAUUACCAUUGACGCUAAAAACUUGUAA
Molecule: messenger RNA, 1258 nt
Organism: Paramuricea clavata
Lineage: Eukaryota; Metazoa; Cnidaria; Anthozoa; Malacalcyonacea; Plexauridae
Source: the annotation of a GenBank genome assembly